AAUUGUGUAUGUUUUUGUGUGUGAUUUACAGGAGACGUCCUUUCAUGACCGCACCACCUGGAUUGCCUUGACUGUUUGGCUUCCACGAUGCUUGGUCUACAGGGAAGUACUUCAACCCCCAAGAUGUAUCGUUGUGUGGCAUGUUCAGCCACCUUCCCUGGAUUGGCCUCUUUGCUCGUACAUCAAGCAACCCAUGCUAGUGUACUCCCCAAGGUCUCUUCCCAGCCACAACUGAAUGUCAGCCCUCCUGAAACACUGUUUGGAAGUAUGAACUCAUCCAGUGAGCAACCCGUUCCACUCUUGCCUGAGUGCCCUUCACCUUUUUGUUAUAUUUGUGAUUGUGGAGAAGAGUUUCAGGACUUCAGUCUAAUGCUGGAACAUAAGCAGUCACAUAUCCCUGAAAUCCAUCUACUGCCACCUCCGAAUUGUAAUAGUGCUGGCUCUAGUAAAAUAGCAUUCGAUAAAGAUUUACCCUCCCUGCAUGUACCAGAAGAAACACAGCCAGAUUUGGCCCUUAGUCUCCCCUCUACCUCAAGGUAUCCAGAUGUUGAACUACCCACGUUAACAGAACAUAAAUCAAAUGUAAGCCUGGAGGAUGGCAUUGUCAUAGUAACCACUCCUCAAGGCCAAAGUACACCUUCUCAAGAUGAAGUUGAGAAUCAACUUGAGAAAAUAUCAGGCCCAGCAGAGCUCAUACCACAGACUGUUGAGGACAUGCAUGUGCAUGACCAAACACAUUCUGUUCCCAGCAGCAUGAAGGGUGAGUUCUUACCUAAAAAUAACGCUUUAAUGAAGAUGCUCGCAACAGCAUACAUGAAGCACUCGCCACAGCCCCUGUCUGAGAAUGAAGACGAUAACACAGUUACCCCCAAACAAGAAGUGGUCCCCGUUGAUAUAACAACAGAAGCUAAAACUGAAGAGCCCCCAAUCAACAAUCUUUCAAUUUUACAGUUGAGGCGGCUGCUUGCAAAACCCGGUAUAAAGACAAAAGCUCCAUCCAUCAGCAGAAUUCUUGAAUCCAGUAAAAAGAAGGUUGUCUCUCUAACUAAGACUUUAUCCCCCGUAGUGGUUCUUGAAACCCGCCAAAAGCUCAUGGAUCCUGGCAGUAAUGGCACAUAUGGGAGAUAUCAAUGUGGCCGCUGUCGAAGGGUCUUUCAAGAUGUGGACAAACUUGCAGAGCAUCAUUUCUUGCACAAAAAAGAGAGGAUUAAAUGUUGCCGUCGCUGCAAACAGCUGAUCAUUGGGCGGCUCCCUUUACCUGAUAAUCAUGUAUGCCCUCGUUCAGGAAACAACACCACACAACCUUCAAGCUCUCUUAAAAAGAACUUACCAUUUGCCAAAAGAAUAGUUCCAUUCCAUAGCGUGAACAAUUCAAAAAAAACGUUCUUUUGUCCAGUGUGCAAGCACAACUACGCUCGGAUGUGGAACCUCAAAAUGCAUAAAUGCCAGGGACCAACGUCAGCCCCCUUUACGCAGAAAAAACCCUUCUCUUUCGCUAGGACUCAACUCUCCAAGAGUGUUGCCGUGGGAACUGAACUUACUGGUCGUAUCAAGGUGGAGGUGACCUCUCCUGAUUCGGAGCAGUCUGCAGUUUCUCAGUUGGCCUGGGUUCAUCCAGCAAAACGCUUCUUACCAUUUCCCCCCAAAUCUACCACAAGGGAACAGCACAAGCAAGGAGAAGAAAACAGCAGCUGGGAUGCAGCAAAUGAAAUGGAAGACGGUGAUGAAGGGGAGUGGACAAUGCCCUUGGAUGAUGAAAUGGAGGUGCUUAACUCUACAGAGAAAGCUGAUACUGAUGGAGAGGUGAAUAAUGCUGUAACAGGCGAACAUCAAGGGACGUCGCUGCGCUAUUUUGUCAGAGAUGGUCUAAAACGUUACCCUUGUAACCGAUGUCAGAAAACCUACAGUCGGCAAUCGACUUUGAGGCGCCAUCUACAGCUGUGUGGAUUUAGGCCACGUGGAUCUGGCACUGUAGCACAAAGUGGAAGUCAUGGUGCCAGUUCCCUAUCUGCAAACAAUAUGAAACCAAUGUUUGCCUGUUUUGUAUGUGGGAAGGAAUUUAACCGCAAAGAUAACAUGAUGGUUCACAGUAAGAAAUGUCAUUUGCAACAAAAAAUCCCAGGCGGAGGACAGGUGGGUAGAGGGACUGUGCAGCAGAGUAUGUCAGGCAAUGCAACAGAGGAGGAUGAUGAAGGAAACUGGGGCAUCAUGUCACUGCCCUCCGUUCUUCCACGAAGGGUGACGUGUGAGUGCGGGGUGGGAUUUACAUCUCCUAGGCUUCUCUUGGUGCAUCUGCAGAAACAUGCACAGGAAUCCUACACAUGUCCGACUUGUGGAGAGACUGUCAAUUCCUGGGCAGACUACGAAGUUCACCUUCAGAUCCAUAUGCAUCCUCAUCACCAGCUGCUGAAGGCACUAAAACCACAACGAUCACAACCAUUGUUGCUUCGUUUUCAGCAGCUGCCGCCUCAGCAGAAGCCUCCUCCUCAGCAGAAGCCUCCUCCCCAGCAGAAGCCACCACCUCGGCCAGUGCAUCAGCCCCCACAGAAGCAGCCACGCCCGCUGCAGCUUCCAAAUCAAUCAAAGAAGCAGCCACGCAUUGUGUGCACCCGAUGUGGGAACACCUUUUCCUCUCGCUGUUCCCUUCGGCGACACGUAUCCUGGAACCGCUGCAAAGGUGUGCGUGCUACCAAUGCCGCAAACCCACCCAAAACGUUCCAAUGUUCAAAAUGCAACUAUGACUUCCCGAACACAACCAGUCUUAUGUUUCACCAGAGGAGUGGUGCUUGCAAGCCUGCCAUCAAGCCUGUGCGUUGCCCUGUUUGUCUUCGCUGGUUUGGCACUAUGGACGGAUUGCAGAGACACCUGCUUACUCACAAGCCGUCUGAAUCCAAACAGUCUGAAUCAUAUCGCUGUGAUGUCUGUCAGGGUACCUACACAAACUUGAAAUCACUCAAAAACCACCGCAGGAGGAUCCAUCGCAUCAUGGCUGGGGACACCACACCCAAAACGCAACAGCUGACUUCCUCAAAGGUGCUCCAGUGCUCCACACCAGCAGUGAAUACUUCCAUACCCAACCUGAUGAUGGAGAGGGGAAAAUCAAAACUGCAAAAUAUCCUGGAGGAUGACCUGGGCAGAGAUUUAAUGAAUGCAGGGCGGUUUUGCUUCAGCUGUGAGCAGAUAUUUGCAAAUCGGAAAUGCCUGGAGGAACACUUUUGUUCUGCUGCAAGUCAUAUCUGCUCAUGUGGCACUGAGUUUGCUGAAUACAAAGAUGUGCUGGACCACAGCACAACACAUGAGCCAGGUCACCAAGUCCUUGAUCAUGGAACAAUACAGAAGCGCAGAAUUGAGAAGCGUAUAGAAGAGGAGCAGCAGCUGAAAAGACUACAGACUGGUGAGGUGGUCUGGAAGGUGCCUAAACUAAACAAUGUGCCAUCAGUGUCUCGUCUGGGGACACCUUUGCUGAAAGGACCCAUGACAUCAGCUCUAAUGCCACAAGUUCCCAUGCAGUCUGCACAGAUCUCACAAGUGCCUCUGCUGAACAGCUCUCUGUCACAAACACCUGUGCUCAUUAAACCCAGUGAGAAAGACGUGCAGAACAUUUUUGCAGGUGUAGGUGCACCAACUGUAGAUCUUUGGUCACUUUACCAACCUGUUGUGAUUUUGCAAACACUGCGCAAAUUUAACAAGACACAACCUUACACAUGCGCUAAAUGUGGGCAUUGUUUUGAGAGAAAAACCUCCCUCAUAUCCCACCACAGCUCUCAUGUAAUAGAUAAAAUAUCUGGCUGUAUAGGAUGUGGGCUGCUCCUCUCCAGCAAGAAAGUAGUACCCCGCUUUCACUUUUGUAAGGCACCCAACAAUACCACCAAAUCCAGACUCAUCACUGCUAUUCCGCUAAAUUUCAAGAAGCCAAUCGUUGCCAGUACAGGCAGUACUCCAAGGGUUGAGGGGCCUUUGGCCGCUUCCUCUCAACAGCUGAAAAGUCAAAGUCCCACUGCUGCAAGGAAAGGCAGUCGAGCCGGGAUUUCCACCCUGCAUCUGAAAAAACAGAAAAUCAGUGCACACGUUAAAAGCAGUCAGGGGCUUAAUGUCUUGCCGCGCCUGAUAGCAAAGGGUCCCAGCUCCUUCAGCCCUUAUAUCACUUCCCCUCUACUAUCGAAGAAUCCUCAUCCCAGGGCAUCCAAUAACGGAAGUCGAGGGCUUCCUGUCCCUCACUUCGUGCAGCUGAAAACACCCACACAGUCUGCUUCAGGUGUAUCAAACUAUCCAAUGCAGACAUCCUCUGCAUCAAAUGGUUUUCCAUGUCGAGUCUGUCAUCUUCCCUUUGAAUCUGCUCCGCUGCUACAGAGGCACAAGUGUGCCAGAGCAAAGGAGUUUAUGGCACAGCACGUGCGAGAUGGCAAACGAUACAGACUAAAGAGGGUGGCACCAUUGACACGCCCAAUUCCGGUUUUGAUGAAUGGGGAGAGAAAAUCUGGGGUUUCAGCUUAUGGUAACAUAAAGACAAACCAAGUCAUGUCUGGUAGUCUGAACAAAGGGCAAGGAGCAGCUCCUGUGGAUGGGGAAACAGGAGGCAACAUGGACGAUGAUUGUUUCAUAGUUGAAAGCGGACCAGACAAACCUGCUGAGAUGAUAUACCAAGUAACCUCAUCUGUUCCUAUCACAACUUGACAACAUUUGAAAUGUAACUCCAAUUUGCAUGUCACAUUUAUGGACCAAGUGCAUAAAGUCAGUCCUGUUAAAACAAAAUAUAGUUAUUGAGUUUAAUUGCACAAGAACACUAUUCUCUCUGGGUUUCUCCAUAUGAUUUUAAGGUGACAAUAUUAAUGUAUCUUAAUAAAGCUCGGUUUCUUUUGCUAGAACUAUAAACAAUCAGUGCCCCUGAAAAUAUAAUAGAAAAGGUUUAUGAUAACAUUCUGAAAAUGUAUGUACAUGGCUUAUCCAUUUUUGGUGGGGUAACCAGUUUAUCUAUUACGUUUUUUUUGUUCUUCAAUAUAUUUUUAGUAUGAUCAGAAUGUGUUGAGAUGCUGUGGGAAUUGGAAUGCAAUAAGGAAAUAUGUGUUCCUACCACCUUUGUCAGACUUUGAAAGGUAUUAUGUAUUAAACUGUAUUUUCAAACUGAGUGUUUUUUUCAUCAUAGGAUAAUGCAGCAUGUUAUAAUAUCCAAUGUUUUCUCAUUCAUAAACUGUAAAAACAAAUGACUGACUUUUAAUCCUCUGGAAAAUGUGGUGGAGUGAUUGAUUGGGAAUUUAAACUGACUCUCCUCCACAGUGCCUAGCGCACUUAUAUUGAUUUGACCAUUUCUGUUAUCUUAAUUAUUUCAUGUGUUGCUUCAUCUAUUAUUUCUGGCAAUUUUAUUCGGAAGCCCUAUGUAUUAGUGAUGCUUUCAUGGUCUAUUGUCAGUACCCAGCAGAGGGAGCCAUUUCAAAGCG
Notothenia coriiceps (black rockcod) is the source of this 5435-nucleotide messenger RNA. RefSeq lists its product as uncharacterized. Gene Ontology annotation, molecular function: RNA polymerase II cis-regulatory region sequence-specific DNA binding; DNA-binding transcription activator activity, RNA polymerase II-specific. NCBI's taxonomy places the organism in Eukaryota, Metazoa, Chordata, Actinopteri, Perciformes, Nototheniidae. Bases 88 to 4674 code for a protein of 1528 amino acids. Gene Ontology annotation, cellular component: nucleus. Gene Ontology annotation, biological process: regulation of transcription by RNA polymerase II. The transcript has 2 exons. The record is from RefSeq and is a predicted model, not a curated record.